Molecule: messenger RNA, 2947 nt
Organism: Centropristis striata (black sea bass)
Lineage: Eukaryota; Metazoa; Chordata; Actinopteri; Perciformes; Serranidae
Gene: senp2
Product: SUMO specific peptidase 2
Exons: 18
Coding region: 192-1994 (600 amino acids)
Biological process (GO): protein desumoylation
Cellular component (GO): nucleus
Molecular function (GO): deSUMOylase activity
Source: RefSeq, a predicted model, not a curated record
ACGUUCGCACUACAUGAAACAUCAACACUGUAUGACGCACAUCCUUGGUAGCAGCACCAUGCUAAAGCUAAGCUAAGCUAGCCAGCGGCAGCCUGUGUGUCGUAGAUCGGCUGUUUGACGUCUUUAUCCGCGGUAAAUUAGUCCUGGACGGCGCACAAGAACCCGGUACACUUCUCUCGUAUUUGUCUGGGAUGUAUGGAUGGAUAGUUGACGGAAUAUCGUCGCUGUUUGAGCCCGUUACGGGGCAGAAGCCCAACGAGACCGAGUGGCCCGGGAGAGGAGCCGCUGGCGGGGAGCGACCCACGCGGCCAGAGCCCCACGAGCCCCCCGGAAGAGCGGCCAAGCGGAGCUACCAGAGUGUUGAUGUUGCAGACAGUGUUUGCCAGAAUGACCAAGUAGAGGUGAAAAGGCGGAGACGAGAUGUCGUCAUCAGCUUCGUGAAGAAGACGGUGGCCGGAGUAGCAGGUCUGCUCAGGCUGAGGAGUCCUCUGACCACCCGGUGGGAGAAACCCAGACAUUAUGAGGAGACGCAGCCUGUAACUCUGAUGGGGAUAGAUGAGCUCCACACCUCAUGGCUGAACAGUUCUGAGUGGAAAAUGAGUAAACCAGGAGGAGGAGUGAACGAGAGGAGCGGGAAGAAUCCCUUCCAGAGCUCCUCGCCUCCUCUAAUGAGGAAAUACAGUGGUGCAGGUUUGACUGCAGGAGUCCCGGACCGGGGGAAGGAUCGGGACCGGAGGGCCCCCCUCCAGCUGCUGCCCUCCAGACCGGCUCUGAGGGUCGGGACCACAAACCCUGAUCCAACCUGCAACGGCUUCGGACACAACCGCUGCUACAAGCCCAGUCUCACAGUGGAAGAGGCCAUAAAGCAGGACAAUAAAGAGCACUACAGGCGUCUGCUGGAGAUGGUAACAGAGAAAUACAGCAGGAGUCAACCACUGCCCUUCAACCAGACCAAACCCAAAUAUGAGUCUCUGUUGGCUGAUCACAAAACUGCUGCUUCUGGAAAAGCCUUUGAAUCAGUGCAGAGGAAGACGGGAUAUAUGGCUGGCCCAAGUGUGUUUACAUGGAGAAAUGCAUCUGCAGCCAAGGACAGACGGGGCAGCUUGACUUUCAGUAAGACGUUCAGUGGAGCGUUUGAGGACACGCAGCCUUCCAGAUGCACGAAGCAGAAACAGGCAGCAGAUGUGGAUCUGUCUACUGAAGUAGCUACUCGCCUCAACCUGGUGGACAGAGAGACUGCUGCUGUCAGCACAGACUCACAUCAACACACAACAAGACACAUCGAUGAGGACGUCCCCCGGCUCUCCAAGGACAUGGCAGCGGAGGUGAGCUGUGCUCUGGCUCAGAGGGAUCCAAACCUGGUUCUCAGUGCAGCUUUCAAACUGCGCAUCACACAGAGAGACCUGGCCACGCUGCAGGAGGGAGGCUGGCUCAACGACGAGGUGAUGAACUUCUACCUGUCCCUGGUGAUGGAGCGCUCCUCUGGAGAAGCAGCAGGACUAAAGGUCUACUCCUUCAGCACCUUCUUCUUCCCCAAGCUGCGAGGAGGAGGAGGAGGAGGGCAGGCUGGAGGACACGCUGCUGUGAAGCGCUGGACCAAGGCUGUAGAUCUGUUCCUCUACGACCUGAUCCUGGUCCCUCUGCACCUCGGGGUCCACUGGGCCAUGGCUGUGAUUGAUUUUAAGUCAAAGACGGUGAAGUCGUAUGACUCGAUGGGCCAGAGACACGACGACGUCUGCAGCCUUUUACUACUAUACCUUAAAGAGGAGCACAGAGUAAAGAAAGGCAGAGAGCUGGACAGCACCAAGUGGACCGUUGGAAGCUUCAGGGCCACUGAGAUUCCCCAGCAGAGAAAUGGAAGUGAUUGUGGUGUUUUUGCCUGUAAAUAUGCUGAUUAUAUCGCUAAAGGAAGGCCUCUCACCUUUAAACAGUGCCACAUGCCUCUCUUCAGGAAAUUAAUGAUUUGGGAAAUCCUCAAUCAGAAGCUGCUAUAAAAGAUCACAACAAUCUGGAUCAAUCGCCCGGCAACAGUGACUUUCUCUAUGGAAGCAGCAUCUCUCAGUGUCUAAGACAGGAACUCUGGUGGAGAAACCAACCGAAUGGGCCAAAGAAGAGACUGAAUGAAAACGAAUCCAGUGUAGCUGUUCAUGUCUGGAGAAAUAAACACUAAAAGGUCUUAAAAGGUGAAUCUGUUGGGACGUAUUAACACUUUGUAAUCUCUGAGUUGUAAUUAGAGACGUUAUUGGGAUGAUAGUAGUGGAUGUAUUACACAUGUUUUGGCACUACUGACUGAAUGGCUUUUUUUUUUUUUUGUUAAAUUGACUUUGGAUUGUUGGUUCUGCUGCCUGAAGUGCCUUGAGCUCAACUCAGAGCAUGCUUUUUAUAGAUUUUCUGGGGAAAUUACUCAGUCACGUACAACUCAAAAGUCUAUUUUGGUGUAAUUUGGCGGCUCCUUUCCCAAUUAUUAUUAUUAUUAUUAUUAUUAUUAUUAUUUAUAAACUGAGUGGCUAGCAGCUAACUACAAUGCUAUUAAGUCAUGAAACCUAAUUAAUGUCUUUGAGAAUCCAGACAAUGAAAAUGAAAAAUACCUCCUCCAGUCCCUCCUUCAGACAAAAGAUGCAUGGUUGAGCGCUUGCAGUGUGUUUGUUUGUUUGUUUUGCUGUUAUUAUUUAUGACUUUAUGACUGGAUGAGAGUGUUUUCGGAGUGUGUGUAUAGUCUGUUGAUCCUCCGUGAGUGGAGCGUUUGUAGUAUGUAACAUAAGUGGCUGUUAGAUCUGUGAAUCUUUUUACAUGAACGUAUUGCGAGAGGCUGCUUGGGGCUUUUACAUGACUUACAGUAUCAAUACUGCAUAACAAACUACUGUACACACCUGCAUGUUUAGUUCAUGCUUAAAAAUGUGAUUUUUGUUUGUUUUCUUCCCUGUAAUAAAGUAUUUCUUUUUUUAAA